CACCUGUCGCUCGAACUCGUCGCAUUCAUUGAAAACCCGCCCGGAGUGUUUUAUUAACGCAGGCGCAUUGAGGCCCAACAAAGGGCCGAAAUAAAAACGGUUUGGAAGUGAAACUGAUGUAUUUAUGUCUUAAAAAUGGUGAAAUCUGUGAAGUGGCGAGUAGAAAUUAGGAUAUUCGACGUGUCGAAUCAUGACCGAGGCAUCUGAAAAUGGCUACCUGGUACGUGUUCGUGCUCAAGUGAUGUGUAGGGAUGAGGGCACGGGCGGGUGGAUGGCGCUGGGCGGGGGUGGACUCGCCGACGUCAUGGUGUGUCGCCGUGGACCCGGUGGUCCGGAUAGUGGCGACACGGCGUUGUCGGCGGCCAGCGUACUGCAGACAGAGUAUUAUAUACACGGGCGAAGGAUAAACGAUAACACGUUGGUAUUGGACUGCACCGUGAAAGACGAUUUCCAUUACCACAAGGUGAUGCCGACCUUCCACCACUGGGUGUCCGAUGAGAAGCGUUACGGCCUCACCUUCCAAACGGCCGCAGACGCCAGACACUUCGACAAGGGAGUCAGGAUAGCCGUCAAUCAUUUGUACCGAAAACGGAAUCUUCUCAAGCCGAAAGAAGACGACGAAGAGAAUAAUAUAUUUGAAUGCCUGAACCUGCCCUCGGAGUCUCGUUCCAGCUCUGAGACGUCGACAGCAUCGAGGAGAAGAGAUGAACUGUCCCAGACACCGAUACUGUCGGCGAUCACGCUGCCGCAGCAUCCGCUCACAGAUUCCCUGAACAUUCAGUACGAUGACAAGCUGGAUGACUCUGAUAAUGAUCGCUGUCCGUACGUUCAUCUGUCUGCAGUUCACGACUACACAUACCCUCAAGUAUGUCCCGGUGUCAUCAGUUCGGAGAAGUCAUCACCGAAUACUAAACCACCGCUGCUUAAAAGGGACUCUGGUUCAAUUAAAAAGACCUACACAAGUCCACCUCUGCCUGAUAAGAAGUUACCUCCGGAGGUGUUUCAAACCAGGCUCAAGUGUCGUUACUGUCACGAGUGGUACUUGGAGAGCGCGAAUCGCGCCGGUUCCUGCGAGUUCGCACCAGAUUUGUGCCGCUCCUGUGUCGACGGGGUCACGUGUCUGAAAUGCGCUCAGUGCCUGGUGUAUCACUGCGCGUCCGACGGCGAGGGUGACUUCAACCCUCAACCGUGCGCGUGCGGCCCGACGGGAGACGCGUGUCUGCGCCGCUGGCUGGGCAUAUCACUCCUCAGCCUGCUCGUGCCGUGUCUGUGCUGCUACCCGCCGCUCGCGUGUCUGCACGGGGCCGCGCGCCGCGCCGGACUGACCGGCGGUGCCCACCGCCCCGCCCGCCACUGAUUCAUUCAGCCGUUCGUUCUUUCGUUCGUUCGUUCGAUGACGCUCCCGUAGCGCGAGACAGGGCUCACUCGCGUCAUGUCGACCGUCAAGUGAACGAAUGAAUAUACAAAUCGUUCAAUUGGAGAUUUUGAGACGGGACUCGUUUAAGUGUUUGUGUUUUAUUCGUUCUAUGUGUAUCGUUUGAAUCGAAACCAAAGUUAAUGUAUGAAGGGUUGCAACGCGACUCCGAUGGUUGUUUAAAUAUGUAUCGAUAUAUAAAUAAAUAAUCGUAUGCAGAUAAA
Molecule: messenger RNA, 1638 nt
Organism: Danaus plexippus (monarch butterfly)
Lineage: Eukaryota; Metazoa; Arthropoda; Insecta; Lepidoptera; Nymphalidae
Gene: Spred
Product: sprouty-related, EVH1 domain-containing protein 1
Exons: 11
Coding region: 191-1357 (388 amino acids)
Biological process (GO): negative regulation of MAPK cascade; multicellular organism development
Cellular component (GO): membrane
Molecular function (GO): protein kinase binding
Source: RefSeq, a predicted model, not a curated record